Messenger RNA from Recurvomyces mirabilis, 1686 nucleotides. RefSeq lists its product as uncharacterized. The record is from RefSeq and is a predicted model, not a curated record. The transcript is spliced from 4 exons. The coding region runs from base 1 to 1686 and encodes 561 amino acids. Gene Ontology annotation, molecular function: CoA-ligase activity. Lineage: Eukaryota; Fungi; Ascomycota; Dothideomycetes; Mycosphaerellales; Teratosphaeriaceae.
AUGGCAGGUACAGUAUCCUUCAAACCUAUCAAUGGCCGAUCAGAAGUAUACGGAGGGCCUUAUGAGACUCAUCUCUCCCUGUAUGCAAGCAUCGAACAAGGUCUGAAGACGAAUCCGGAUGGUAUAGCUGUCGUCGUCAAGUUUCAACCUGCGAACCACCUCGCCUCCCUUGCAGGCAUCAACGAAAAGCAGGAUGAGGUCAAAGACGAGGGCCUGGUCUGGACUCGCUCGCAAUUUCAUAGAGCCGGCCUGACACUGGCUGGAGCAUUACUGGCCAAUGGAACGAAGCCAGGAACUACGAUCAUCACCCUCGUGACCAAUGGUGUCGAGACCGAGCUGGAGAACUUUCUUGUGGCAAUGAAGGCCGACACUGUGGUGGUCGGGGAUGAGAAAGGUGCCGCUGCUGUCGAUACGGCACUGCAAAGCUCUAGCGCCCCUGUUCCGUCGGUGCGUAUCACGCUCACGGAUACCACAGUCCUUCCCUCACCCUGGAAACCACUAUCAAAUAUCCUGCAAGCAGUUCCACUAUCCGAACCAGACAAAGUCAAACUCCUCCAAGCCGCCCGAACCUACGACCCCGACCGCAUCGCCCUCAUAGUCUUCACCUCGGGAACCUCCUCCGGCAAACCUAAAGGAUGCCUCCGACACGAAGGCAGCAUGGCAGGCUGGGCCGCCAACUUCCGAUGGCGAGAGGACUGGGGCUCUAAAGACAGUAUCAUCCUCACCACGUCCAACUUCCGCAUCAUUGCUACUUUCAUGUCACUCACACUGUGGAUCAAGGGCUCGACAUUAGUAAUGCCUAGUCCUGUGUUUGAACCCGGGAAAUUGUUGGAGGCGGUGGAGAAGCAUAGGGUCAAUACUUUGCUUUUGCUACCUGCGCAAUUCUAUGCCGUAACUUCACAUCCUACGUUCAAGCAGAGGGACCUCAGCUCCUUACAGGCCGUCAGUACAGGCGCAGAUAUGAUCACCCGCACCUUGCUAUCCGACAUAUCUGCCGCCUUCCCAUCAGCCGACAUCACAGUCUCCCACGGCAUGUCAGAAGGCGGCGGCUACUUCGCGUGGAAAUACUGGGGCACUUCCUUCAGCGAGCUGCCAUACUACAACGACAUCGCUCCUCUAGGUCGAGUAGCAGAAGGGGCUCGACUCCGGCUGUGGGAUGCAGAGAAGGGGGUUGUGCCGAAUGUCGGUGGGAUGGGCGAAAUUCAUACUUGUAACGAGGCUACGCUGAAGCAUUAUCUGGGCGGGCUACAUGAGGACUCGUUCUAUGAGGAUGAAUAUGGACGAUGGUUCAAGACGGGUGAUCUGGGACUGAUCAGCGAGGACGGCACGAUAUAUAUUCUCGGUCGAAACAAGGACAUUAUCAAACGAGCUGGGGUCCCCAUCACAGCCGCACCACUAGAAAGCAGUCUAAGUUCCUUCGUAGAAUCGCCCACAGCAAUAAUCCCAAUCACCUCCCCAACCCCCGGCGUCGGCCAAGAACCCUUCGCCAUAGUCCAAGAUCUCAAAGCCAAAACAGAGCAGCAACUCAAACAGCACGUCCUCGAUCUCUUCGGCAAGGACUACGCAUUAGCCGGAGCUGCGAGCCUGGCCCAGCUGGGUCUCAAGGCUUUCCCUCUCAAUGCUACCGGUAAGGUGCAGAAGCUUGAUCUGCUUGCUGCGCUCGAGCGGAGUGGUCGGGCGAAUUGA